CAUCCAUGGUAAAUGGCGAUAUUCGGACCGUAGAAAGUGACACUGAAGGUACACUCAUCGUCAGUUGAAUUGGGGGAUUUCUCGUGAGUUCUAUUAAAAGUUACCCACUGAUCUCUUUCAUUUUGUGACACUGUACAAUGUAAUUGAGACGAAAAGUGUAGCAUAUUUGUCUGAAUAGCAGAGUUGAGCCUCAUUAUCUUAGUUUCAGCACUGGUGAUUUGUGCUGUGAUGGAGCCGAGUAAAAGCAGCUCGAGGCAGGUUGACAGCUGUAUCCAGUUAGCUAAGAAGGGAGUCAGAGAGGCUCUGAAAUUAGACUCUCAGGGUAAAAAAAAGAAUGCUUAUCUGCAAUACCUAAGAUGUGUUCAAUUCAUAGCUGACUCUCUCCUGAAAGAUGCUGAUAACACAGGUGGACGUGACCUAAGCACUAGUAACACACGCAAGAUGACCAAGUUGUGUCAACAGUGCGUGGACAGAGCAGCAGAUCUUCUAACUGAAAUAGAUGAUAGUGAAGAAAUUAGUAUAGAUUUUAGGAGACCAAUCAGUGAAGCAUCUAUCCCCCGACACAAGCCUCCAAGCACCAACCAACAACCAGCAUCAUUACCUAACAAUGAACCACAAACCAAUAUCUCAAUGUUUCCGGAUGUACCCACCACAACACAACAGCUGUCAUCUGUGUCUACUGCUGGACCACAGCAACCUCAUGCUCAUUUGCAAACACCACCCUCAUUUCAUCGACAACAUUCUAGUGUCAGAAGAAAUGAGCCAUCACCUACAGAAAUUGCAUAUCGAAAGAACCAACAGCUUUUGGCAGGCUUCAAGGCUCGAAUGUCAAGAACCAAGAAUGAAAAACAUCGUUCAAUGCUGAGUUUGAAGCUACAACGUCAACUCCUGGAGAACAUGUCCUUGGCAAGAGCGCAAGAGGCAGCUAUAACUAAGAAAGUUCAAGAACGCCACAUGAUGCUGAUGGAAGAAGCUUCCAGAAGAUUCUCGAGUACUGGAGAACCUACUGCUGAUGAACUAGAGAGACGACAGGUCUAUGCUAGUGUCUUAGAGUAUGAACAUCAGACAAUUUGGCUGAAGUCAUGGCGUACUAAACUGAGUCAGUCUCCACAAGAUCUGGAUCUGAUUAAUGCACUUGUGUCCAAGAUCCUGGCCUGCCAGGACCAUCCCCUCACACAGCUCUUACAGAAGUAUCAGCUAGAGAUUCAAACGAAGGUGGAACCACUAUUGAAGGAAGCUGAUACAGCUCUAUGUGCAAUAACUGUGCCUUACAAUGGCAUAGACAAAUUAAAUUUCACAGAUGGACACAUAAAUGUUCGCAGUGAGAGUUUCACAAAAUUAGAUAGGGCAGAGGCUAUCUUGCAAGAUGAUCUGUCGAAGAGAUUAUCCCAAUCACCAGGGAAGUUGCAAGACAACAUCACCAGUCUACACCUAUCUGAGGAAGAUUACUUCUUGGAUGAAGAUGAGAUGUUUAAUGACUGCAAUGAAGAUGAACUGGAUGAUUUCUCUAUUAGUGACUUAAGCAGUGAAGCAAGCAACAGACUCUCCAAGGAUGGCACUAAAUCUGCUAGUCCUUAUGGUGCAAGAAAUUCUGUUGAGGAUUAUGAAAGCAGCCCCAAUGAAAAAGAAACUAGUUAUGGUCAGGAUGUCAGUGAUCAUCAGAAUGAUCUGGCAAAGACGGUGGAUAGUACAUCAACUAUCAAAGAUGAAAAUGACAGUAGUAAAAGUACUGGAAAUAUGGAUAGUUCUAUUGAGCACAUUGGAAAUAAUGAUAGUGAAGUUGAUUUAGAUAAAGAAGAAACAUCAGCAUCAAUGGGUGAGGUGGUGGAGACAGUAAAAGGAAAUAUUGAUCAUGCACUACAAGAAAGUGAGGAAGAAGCCAAAAAACUUAUGGAAUCCAUAAAAAAUGACAUUGAAUCUGCUGUGCAAAAAGAGAUUAAUGUUGAGGGCAAGAUUACAGCGGACGCUGGUGAAUUGAAAGAUGGACAAGAUAAAGAUUGUGAAAUUAAUGGUAUUUCAGAAAAAACUGACUCAGUGACAAGCCAUGUAGAAGAGGAUCUCGAGCUGUCUAAUGGUGACAAUGAGGAACAAAAGAUUAAGAAAUUGACAGAAGAGGCAUAUGCUAGACACCUUAAAGCCAUUAUUAAAGAUACACACCUGUGUAUAGAGAAAUUAUUAUCAAUGUUUGUUGCUGUCUAUGAAGAGUUGGAUUCAAGAAAUGCUCGUGAGCGAUGCACGCUACUAAUUGAAGACCCGUUCUUUCAUGAGAUUUGGCCAAUGCUCUUGAAACUAUUCAGAAUUGCCAAUCUUUCUAAAGAACGAAAUGCAGCCAUUGCAAUGACACGAUACCAAGGUUCUUUACCUGAGCAUGUCGGCGUCAUCAAAAAGUUUUGCCUAAGUACAGUGGAUACCACAAGUGAUCCUACUAGCUUUCCAUACAAACGUGCUGUUGACGAACUUGUCAAAUUAACGACGUUCAAGAACCCACUAAGUAAACUAGAAUGCAUAGUUCGUACAUCCAGAAACAUUGUUCGCUGUGUAGAGGAGCAUUAUGAUAGCAUUGGGAAACCAGGCUACAGGAUAGGAAAUGCCAUUGGUUGUGAUGAUUUUCUACCAAUACUAAGUUAUAUUGUGGUCAAGACAGCUAGCCCUCAGAUAGUAUCAGAGUGCUCUGCGAUGGAGGAGUUCAUUCAUGAAGGGUAUUUGUUUGGAGAAGAAGGGUACUGCUUAACAAGUUUACAAACUGCAUUAGGCUAUGUGCUACGAUCGCUGGUCACCAUGUAACAUGUACCAAAUCCAUCGAGGAUAAUAUGAAGGUGACAAUAGCAUGGAGAGGUUUUAAAUUACCUGAUGCACUGUAGUGUCACACUGGUAAAUUAAUUAAAUUCUAAAUGAAUUUACGAUACUACUGGUCUUUCUCAUUACAAUGCAAAGCCUAGAAGAAUUCAGGUGUAACACAGGUUUGCACUGAAGGUUUUUCCCAUUCAUGCUUGACCAAAAGAAAUGCAGGAUGAUCUUGAGUAACACCCAUUUACACUGACAGAUGUUG
Anneissia japonica is the source of this 3049-nucleotide messenger RNA. Its product is annotated as VPS9 domain-containing protein 1-like. The transcript is spliced from 15 exons. The coding region runs from base 229 to 2784 and encodes 851 amino acids. Gene Ontology annotation, cellular component: endocytic vesicle; cytosol. Gene Ontology annotation, biological process: vesicle-mediated transport. NCBI's taxonomy places the organism in Eukaryota, Metazoa, Echinodermata, Crinoidea, Comatulida, Comatulidae. The record is from RefSeq and is a predicted model, not a curated record. Gene Ontology annotation, molecular function: guanyl-nucleotide exchange factor activity; small GTPase binding.